Malaya genurostris is the source of this 2477-nucleotide messenger RNA. RefSeq names its product probable cytochrome P450 9f2. The record is from RefSeq and is a predicted model, not a curated record. The transcript has 3 exons. Bases 230 to 1852 code for a protein of 540 amino acids. Gene Ontology annotation, molecular function: oxidoreductase activity, acting on paired donors, with incorporation or reduction of molecular oxygen; iron ion binding; monooxygenase activity. Lineage: Eukaryota; Metazoa; Arthropoda; Insecta; Diptera; Culicidae.
AGCCCAUAAGUAUUCGAUAAGUAGUUUUAACAAUAAAUAAAAAAAAAUGCAAAUCUAAUUUUCGGGUUUUGGUCACUUCCUUUGAUGGUAAUGCUGAUAAGAAGUUUAAUCAGAUUUUUAUCAGAAGCGCUGACUGUGUAAACGGGGUACCUUCACCUUCCGUUGCCAUACUUUGCUGGUAGUUCAUAAGUGAAACGAGCAUUAAAUUCACAAUUAUUACAAACACGCUAUGUUUCCAAUCGACCCAUGGAUUGUAGCGGCUGUGGCUGGAGUUUUGAUAGCCAUCUACCUGCACAUCGCACAGAAUUACAAGUUUUUCGAACAACGUGGAAUACCGUUCGUGAAGCCGACGUUUCUGUUUGGAAACACCGCACCCGUAUUAUUCAAAAGAGUUGACUUCCUGAAACAUGUGACGAAUAUGUAUAACGAGUAUCCGGAAUCUAAGAUUGUAGGUAUAUUUGAUUUCAUCAAACCGGUGAUGAUGAUCCGAAAUGUAGAUGCCGUCAAACAAAUCGGAGUUAAGGAUUUCGAUCACUUCAGUGACCACACACCGAUUUUCACUAGUCCGGAUGUAGAGGAUGUCGGAGGAGAAAGUCUCUUCGGAAACUCGCUAUUUGCGUUGCGUGGUCAAAAAUGGCGCGAUAUGCGAGCCACACUUAGUCCAGCGUUCACUGGGAUGAAAAUGCGACACAUGUUUGAGCUGGUGUCCAAAUGUGCGGAGUCGACAUCUGAGUUCUUUCUGUCUGAAGCAAAGACUGGCAAGAAGCUCGAGUAUGAAAUGAAGGAAAUCUUUUCCAGGUUUUGCAACGACGUAAUCGCUUCGGUGGCUUUCGGCAUCCAAGUUGAUUCGUUUCGUGAUCGGGAAAAUAACUUUUAUGUCAAUGGUAAAGAGCUUCUCAACUUUAGGUCGAUCAAAACUGUUUUGAGGAUUCUAUUGUUCCGAGUAGUUCCCGCGAUUCCGAAAAUGUUUAAAAUGGAUAUAGCGAGUUCCAAAUUAACGGCAUAUUUCCGAGAUAUGAUAAUAGAAAACAUAAAACAUCGAGAUGAUCAUGGAAUCGUACGAAAUGACAUGAUACAAAUGCUGAUGCAGGUCCGUAAGGGCACUCUGAAACACCAGGUAUUAGAAGAAAAAGAUACCAAAGAUGCCGGAUUUGCAACUGUCGAAGAAUCGAGUAUUGGAAGAUCACUUCAUAAUCGCAAAUGGACUGACAAUGAACUAGUUUCACAAUGUUUCUUGUUUUUCUUAGCAGGAUUUGAUAGUAUAUCUACUGUUUUGACGUUCGCUUGCUAUGAACUAUUGGUUAAUUCAGAUGUUCAACAGAAAUUGUACGAGGAAAUUGUGGCUACUGAUGAAUCACUCGGAGGAAAAGAUCUUACUUAUGAUGUUCUUCAGAAGAUGCAAUACAUGGACAUGGUAGUAUCAGAAACGCUUCGAAUGUGGCCACCUGCUCCGUUUACUGAUAGGUUUUGUGUAAAGAACUAUGUAUACGACGACGGCACAGGAACCCGAAUUAAAAUGGACAAAGGGCAGACUCUAUGGUUUCCAAUCACUGCCUUUCAUCACGAUUCAAAGUAUUUUCCAAAUCCAUACAAAUUUGAUCCGGACCGUUUCAGUGAGGAAAAUCGGGAUCAAAUCAUUCCUAACACCUAUCUACCGUUCGGGAUUGGGCCACGGAACUGCAUCGGAUCGAGAUUCGCUUUGAUGGAGGUGAAAGCAGUUUUAUACAGUUUGCUGAGAAAAUUUACUUUCGAACGCACUGAGAAGUCGAAAAUACCAGUUCGGCUGUCUGAGAGUAUAAUUGUUAUGCAAACUAAGGAUGGUGUUUGGCUUGAGUUAAAACCUAGAGGGUGAACAAUUAUAGUAGCGUACUUUAAACGGCUUUGUUACACAUAAAUGUCGUAAAUUAUAACGCUCGUAUAAUUUUUUUUAACGAAAAAUAGUACAUUUUACGUAAAAACUAAGAAAUACAGUACAUGGACAUUGAAAAAACAGUACAUUUUCAGUAUGCAAUUUAUCUAACAAGAGUGAAUAAAAAUACAAGCAAGUAAUUAUCAGAUAACUUAAUCUCAAUAGAUUCUUAUUGCCAUUUUUGAAGGCAUUUUUAGUUCAACGAAAACUAAAAAAAUGCACGAAUUUAUCAUGAAAUAUUCCUGCACAAAACUUUACAUUGUUUUGCUUGAGAAACGGAUAUUUUUGAUAAUGAUUUUGAUUUAGUUUAUUGCUUCUUUUUGAUGGAAACAUGUUUCCUUUUUAUAAAUAAACAAAUCUAUUUGUUGUUUAUUAUCUAUAUCGGUACGUGUACUGUUCUUGCUGAUGGCUAAUCGAAAUUCGAAGAGUUAAAGAUUUAAAAUUCAGUACAUGAUGUGAAAAAUAUAGUACAAUGGAAAAUACAGUACAAAUUAAAAUUCAGUACAUUUGAGGGUAAAAAACAGUACGCAGUAUUUGGGUCGAAAAUACAGUACAAUAAAAUAUGAAA